Messenger RNA from Petromyzon marinus (sea lamprey), 3591 nucleotides. Lineage: Eukaryota; Metazoa; Chordata; Hyperoartia; Petromyzontiformes; Petromyzontidae. The record is from RefSeq and is a predicted model, not a curated record.
UCGGGCUGUACCAUUGCGCGUCUCUGCCGGAGGGGGGUGCAACUCUGGUGGUGGGUGAUGUUAUGAUGAUGUCGGGACACGUGGGGGAUAACAUUCACGGUUUCCAGGAAGGCUUCCGGCAAGCAGAGGCAGGCAGAGGCAGGCGGAGGCAAGCCCCCCCCCCCACCGACUUCGACUCGUUGACGUUUCUAAUUCAUUAGUCAUAGAUGGCGGUGCGUCGAGCAAACCCUUCCACCUCGAGGCGUGGUGGAGUUUAAAGCGACGCUGAUGAUGAAUCGGAGCUGCUGUUGCUGCUGCCGCCUCUGCUACGUGUGUGCCACGGCAUUUAAAGGAAUGGCGUGUCAUCAUGUUUGGCAGUAGCAAGGCCGGGGCCAAGAGAGGCUCAAAAUCUCAAGCCGGGGACACGGGGAGGCCACCCAGAGGAGUAGCGAAGGGUUCAUCGGUGAAGAAGGCCCAGCCUUCUGAAACAAAGGCCGUGAGAGAGCGACCGGCCAAGCCGGACAGCGAGCGAAGGCCCGCCAAGGCGAAGGGCGAACCCUUAAAGCCGCCGACGGCCGUCGAGCGGGCCGUUCCGUCGGCGGGGCCCAGGAGAGGGCUGGCGGCCGGCGCCAUGUCCUCGCGGCCCAGGGGCGCAGCAGGAAGUGGGAGAACGAGCGUUCGAGGCGGCGCUUGUGCCGAGACGGGUGGCGGUGGCGGUAGCAGCGGCGGCGCGUGGUGGUUGCUGCAGGCCGGCUUGAAGAUGGGGAGGGACGUGUUGGGCAGCCUCACAGGUUCGGGCGGAGACGGAGGGAGCAGCGACGGAUCGGCGAUUCCGAGUGCGGGAGGCAGAGCGAGGGGGUGUCCGGCGCGGGGGGCAGCCGCGAGAGGGAGCGACGCCACGCGGAGCGGAGCGACUGGCCGUGGCGCCGGUGCCGGUGGAGUCUCGCCUGUCACCAGGGUGAUGGGCCUCGGGGCGGAAGGAGCCACGGGCGGGGAAGGCGGCCGGGCGGCCAGGGCAGCCGAGAGAGGACGAGCGGCAAAGCCCAGGGGUGCGGGCGUCUGGACCUCGGCGGUGAGAGCGAGCAGCACUGGGAAGGGCAGCACUAGAGGGGGCAGCACUAGCGCGGGUAGUACUAGAGGGGGCAGAACUAGUGUGGGCAGCACUAGUACAAGCAGCACUAGAGGGGGCAUUACAAGCGCGGGCAGUACUAGCGCGGGCAGCACGAGAGUGGACAGCAUUAGUGCAGGCAGCACGAGAGGGGGCAGCACUAGAGGGGGCAGCACUAGAGGGGGCAGCACUAGAGGGGGCAGCAUUAGAGGGGGCAGCACUAGAGGGGGCAGUAUUAAACUUGGGGGGCUGGCAGCAGGGGGGGUGCUACUUGGGGGGGGGGGUGCUACUUGGGGGGCUGGCACCACGAGGUUUGGCACCUGGAGGGUUGGCACCAGGGGACGCUGUUGGGGCAGAGGUUGGACCGGGGCUGGACGCGGAGAUCCUUCAGCCGAGCGCUACAUCAUCAAUGACAACGGCAAUUAUAACGAUGAUGACAAUGAAGAUGAUGAUUGUGACGAUGAUGAUAAUGGUCAAGGUCAUGAUGACAACGUUGUUCAUGAUGAACAUGAAUGUAAUGAUGAUUAUACUGAAGCUCAUGAGGAUGACAAUGACGACGAAGAUCGUGAGGACGAUUCCGCUGAAGAUCACGAUCACGGGUGCAAUAAUGAGCACCACGAUGAAGAACGUGGCCACGAAUGUGAUGAUGAUGACGAUGAUAACCACGAAGAUAUUGACGGUGACGACGACGACAACUAUGAAGACAUUGGCGACGACGACGACGACGAUGACGACGGCGAAGGCUUGGCGAGCGCCGGCAAAGAGGAUUUCGUGGCGACCGUCCCGACGCACCCUCUGCGCAAGCUAACACCGGACCAGGUGGAGCAGGUGGAGAGGGCAACGCGGGGCCAGAGCGACAACGAGGCGUGGUUCGCGUGGCGCCAGGGCCGCAUCACGGCGUCCGUCGCCCACUCGAUCGCGCACUGCCGCUAUGUGUCUGGCCAUUCGGACCGGGUGCCCGAGUCCUACCUGCGGUCCUUGCUGCCCCCGCCGGCCGCCGCCGCCGCGAGGAACCUCCGCACGCCGGCGUUGCUGUGGGGCCGGGACAUGGAGGCCACCGCCGUGGAGCUCUACCGGCAGACGAAGCAGCGGCAGAUGAACGGCCGUUACGUCGUCCGCGUCAGCCCCUGCGGUCUCUACGUGGACGCCGAGCGACCCUGGCUGGCCGCUAGCCCCGACGGCCUAGUAACGCUGGAGCCCGUGGCACCGUCAGUACGGGACCUCGACCCUUCCUCGCCGUCUCCGCGAUCCCCACCGCCGGCGGUGGAGGCGACGCAGCGACUGCUGCUGGAGGUCAAGUGUCCGUAUAAGCACCGUGCGGGGUCGGUCAGGGAGGCGUGGGCGAGCGAUCGGAAAUUCUGCCUUGACGUGGUCGAGCAGGGUGGACGCACGAGCUACGAGCUCAAGAGGGAGCACAGCUACUACACACAGGUGCAGUGUCAGCUGGCGGUGAGCCGCCUCCUCUUGGCAGACUUUGUCGUUUACACAGAAGAGGACCUGGCCAUUGCGCCCGUGCCCUUUGAUGCCGACUUCUGGAAGCAAACCCUGGAGCGUCUCUCCACAUUCUACGACAAGGCCGUCCGCCCCCUCCUGCGGCCCACGAGGCCGCCGGUGGAGGAGUGAGCUGCGAGGAAUUCCCAACGGAAGCCGUCUUCGUCUCGUCACAUCUCCUCUUGUCCAAGUCGCCUCAAGCCUCCCGUACAUCACGUGACUCAUGCAUGGCUGCCACCCCCCACUUUGAAUCCCUGCCCUCUGCCCACCGCCCCCUGUGGAAACAAAUGGUGCUCCGUGCAGCUCUGUUUGCGCCUGCUUUCCCAUCUUUCCACCCCUCUCAUUCCGCUCCACCCCUUCUUCCCGGCAGCUCUUUCGUUCUUCCUGCUGCCCUCAUCUUGAGCCGUGCCCUCUUUGUCGGUCUUGGCGUCUUCCAUCUCAGCGUCCCUUUCGUUCUCUCCUGGUCAUCUUGCCCCCUCCGUCUGUUGCCCUUGAGUGCAAUUGGCUCCAACUCCCCUUCCCGUGGUGUGGUAGUGCCCGUGGGCAAAACGGUUAAUAAUGGCAAAAAGCAAAUGCAUUACACUGUAGGGGCAUAUAUUUUCACUCGGCCACGUGUACCGGAUGUAAUUGAUGGAAAUUUGUCAAAUUCGAUAACCGUUUGAAGUUUGUUUAAACAAGGUUACUCUGACUGGGUUGCUCAUUGGGUUCGCACUGACGGGUUCAUGAACCCACUUGCUCUACUGCCUGCAAGUGCAGGAGUUAAUGACUGAGCGACUGCUGCAGAUUAUGCUUUUGAGAAAGCCAUUUGUCGGGUAAUGUUUGCACCACGUGUUUACAGCAAUGGGGUUGGGUUCAGAGAGAUAUAUAUACUGCAUUUCACAGGUCAUGGGAUUAUUCAAUGUAUAUUCUUUAUGAAUGUUGAAUAGGGAAAACAACGUGUUUACUUUUGAUUUAAAGCUUUCGUGACUGCAGUGAUUCAUAUUCUUGGUUCUUUCGGUAAAGUCACGUUGAAG